Molecule: messenger RNA, 3018 nt
Organism: Antechinus flavipes (yellow-footed antechinus)
Lineage: Eukaryota; Metazoa; Chordata; Mammalia; Dasyuromorphia; Dasyuridae
Gene: COLEC10
Product: collectin subfamily member 10
Exons: 6
Coding region: 148-978 (276 amino acids)
Source: RefSeq, a predicted model, not a curated record
CCAGUUUUUUGCUUCUUUUUUGCUUAAGUCCCUUGAGAAUGCGAGCUCCAAAUACUUCAUUUUAUUCCCGAAAGCAGAAGGUUUUAUUUUUAAAAUAAAGCUGUUUGUUUGGAACAUCUGAACACUGUUUCUUGAGGGACCACAGAGAUGAAUGACUUGAAAACUCGACUGGGAAGGCAUACUCUCACCCUCCUCCUGCUGUUUCUUUUCCAAAUUCAGAGCCUCUGUCUCAACGUUGACAGCCGCCCUCCUCCUGAUGUCUGCUCCACACACACGGUUUUACCUGGACCAAAAGGAGAUGACGGUGAGAAAGGAGAAAAGGGAGAGGAGGGAAAGCAUGGAAAAGUGGGUCCCAUGGGGCCAAAAGGAAUGAAAGGAGAACCAGGUGAGGUAGGAGACCAAGGUAUCCUUGGCAAAAUCGGACCAAUUGGUGGGAAGGGUGACAAAGGGCAGAAAGGCUUGCCUGGUGCCUCAGGUGGAAAGGGCAAAGCAGGUACUGUUUGUGAUUGUGGAAGAUACCGUAAAGUUGUUGGACAGCUGGAUAUCAGCGUUGCACGACUUAAGACAUCAAUGAAGUUUGUCAAAAAUGUUAUAGCUGGGAUUAAAGAAACAGAUGAAAAAUUCUAUUACAUUGUACAAGAGGAGAAGAGCUACAGGGAGUCCCUGACCCACUGCCGAAUCCGUGGAGGAAUGCUAGCCAUGCCCAAGGAUGAGAGGGCCAAUCAAGUCAUUGCUAAAUAUGUCUCAGACAGCGGCUUCUUCAGAGUGUUCAUUGGAGUGAAUGACCUAGAGAGGGAAGGGCAGUAUGUGUUCACAGAUAAUACUCCACUACAAAACUACAGCAAUUGGAAAGAGGGUGAGCCCAGUGACCCCUAUGGUCAUGAGGACUGUGUGGAGAUGCUAAGUUCUGGCCACUGGAAUGACACAGAGUGCCACCUCAGCAUGUACUUUGUCUGUGAAUUUGUGAAAAAGAAAUGAGCUUCUGAUGCCAUUUCUCUAUAGUUGUGUUUAUGACUAAACUUUUUAAUAAUUUUUUUCCUCAAUGUGUUUUGAUUCCCUCUCCUCCCCCAUUGUAAGCAAUGUCAAAUUUAAGCUUGGGAUCUUCAUAACCAUUCUCCUCUUUACUCCUUUAAAAAAAAAUUUGUUAUUAAAUAAAGUCCUCACCAGAUAACAUGGGAAUCUAGGAGAAUUCAGGCUCUUGUGUGAAUAAAACUUUAGGUUAGAAUUUCUUUUUGAAUUUUUUCUUUGUUUCAUAUCCUACCCAGAGACUUAGAGAAGUUUUAUGUAAAUAGCCAGUGAAUUUCCAAGUAUUCAUUCACUCACACACACUCACAUCAAUUCUCACUCAAACUGUUGCAAUAGCUUUCUAAUAGGUCUCUCUGUUCUUAUUCUUCCCUCUCCAAUCCAUUCUCCACACAGGUGCCAAACUGAUAUGGCUCAAAUGAGGUUAUGACCAUACUCUUACAUUUUAGAACAAAAUAGAAAAUUCUUGGUCUGCCAUUAAAAACUCCCUACAAAUUGGCUAGAACUUAUCUAUUUCUGUUUUUUAUUAGUUUCUUUCACAUAGUCUUCAUUGCAGUCUUUGAAACUCUUUUGAUAUCACAUUCUAUCUCUUAUCUCAGCGGCUUUGCACAUUCUGUCUUCUGGGUAUGGAAUGAAUUCUUUCCUCAUUUCUACCUCAGAACAUUCAUAGUUUCCUUCAAAGUUAUUCGGGAUCCAUAUCUUACAUAAAUUAUUUCUUGAUCCCUAUAGUGACAUUUCAGUCACUAUAUUAUUAAAUACUUAUUAAGUAUUAAUACAAUUAUUAAGUACUUAUGUGUCAAGAAUUGUUCUAAGUGCUAGGAAUACAAAACACACACACACACACAAAACAAAAAACAAAAAACUGACCCAGCUCUUGAGGGUGGGGGAAGUAUACUACUGAGGGAACAAUAAACAAAUUAUGUACAAAAAAAUUAAAUAUAUAACAAGUUUUAAAUAACAAUAAAAGGAACUAGAACUAAGAGUGAUCAUAAAAGGCUUCCUUUAGGAGGCAAGAUUUGAUCUGGGACUUGAAGGAAGCCAGGAAAUCUAAGAGGCAGAGAAAAGGAAAAAGAAAAUUCCAUGUCUGGUUUUGAAGGGAAGGGGGGAAAGUCAGUGAAAGUACUAAUAGUCAGGAGAUGCCAUGGUCAAAUCACAAAGUACCUGAGGGAGUGAAAACUGGAAAGCUGGUGGGAGGAGAGAAAAGUGGGGAGGAAGAAAGCAGUAACAAGAAAAGGUUAUGAAGAGCUUUGAAAUCCUACAAAAAGAGAAUUUAAUAUUUUAUCUUCCAAGUGAUAGGGAGUUACUGGGUUUUAUGAAUAAUGGGAGGAAUAACAUAAUUAGAUCCAUACUUUUGGGAAAAUCACCUUCUGAAAUUCAUAGGGCCAUUGAUCCAGAGCUGGAAGAGACCACAAGAGCCAUUGAAUUCUACCCUUCAUUUUCCUGUUGAGGACAAUUAAUUUAUAUUUAUACAUAAAGAAUCAAAGAUAAUCUGUUCCCUCAAUUGGUUUAUAUUAUAGUGGGAAAAAUAAUACUUGCUGAAAUUGAGUUAAAGAAUAGAAAACAUUGGCCAAGUUUCCUCUUUUAUUAUCUUAAUCUAUUCUACAUUGAUAACAAAUUGAAUUUAUUGAUUUUAAACUUAUCUAUAGAGUAAUGCUUAUCUUCUGAGACACAGCUCAGUGAAUUAGAGUUACAUCACAGACAUAGUUCUGAAGAGAAUUUGAAUGUGAAUUUGUUGAAUGUUGAAUAUUAUGCUUUGAAAUACAAAAGCAAUAAGUAAAGAGUUUUCAUGUAAAACAGCCACAGAAAGUCCAAUAAAAUUAUACCUGAAGUUCUGUAAUCUCCCAUUAAAGCCAAAUUCUAGAACAUUUAUAUUAGCUGAUUAAAUGCUAGCAUAAAUGGGAAUACCCUACGUUAAACUUAAACAACUUAGUUAUAAUUGUGAACAUGACAACUGGUUAUAAUAUAUGACUGGAUAAUUAAACUGAUGAAAUGGGA